Messenger RNA from Salarias fasciatus (jewelled blenny), 920 nucleotides. RefSeq names its product ribonuclease P protein subunit p20-like. The transcript has 2 exons. The coding region runs from base 148 to 600 and encodes 150 amino acids. The record is from RefSeq and is a predicted model, not a curated record. Gene Ontology annotation, molecular function: nucleic acid binding. Gene Ontology annotation, biological process: tRNA 5'-leader removal. Gene Ontology annotation, cellular component: ribonuclease MRP complex; nucleus; nucleolar ribonuclease P complex. Lineage: Eukaryota; Metazoa; Chordata; Actinopteri; Blenniiformes; Blenniidae.
CUUAACGGAACUUAUUAGAAGACUUCCGGUCUGAUUAAAGAUAAACUCAAAAUCUUAAGAAAAGUAAAAACAGCGUGCAGACAUCCUGCGAUGACCUGAAGAGAGUUUGUGACUUCACUUUAUCAUUUACAGCAGCUGACCAGUCACAUGACGGAGCAACGCACCCCCGGCAUGUCAGCCGCCCCUCCUACGGCCCCGGCACACCCGGACUCCGGCUCCCAGGCUGUGGAGAUGGACCCAGUGGAGUACACCCUCCGAAAGCGCCUGCCCCGGAAACUCCCCAAGAGACGCAACGACGUCUACGUCAACAUGAAGACCGACUUCCGGGCCCAGCUGGCGCGCUGUCAGAAGCUCCUGGAAGGCGGGGGUCACAGGGAGAUCUGCGUCCACGGCUUGGGCCUGGCCAUCAACAGGGCCAUUAACAUCGCCCUUCAGCUUCAAGCCAGCAGCCAGGGGGCGCUGCAGCUGGCCGCCAACACCUCCACCGUGGAGCUGGUGGACGACCUGGAGCCCGAGGAUCCGGACGAGGCGGGAGAGCCCAUGACACGCACCCGCAACAAUUCAGCUAUUCAUAUUAAAGUGUUCUACCCUGACCCGUAGUGACCGACGUCAAAACAAAUGGCUGUCACAGUACAGGACUGCAGAGCGACGCAGAUGUUCAGUUCCCAGUCAACCACAUCUCUGAAGUGACUGUUAUAUAUCUCAUGUGUGGUAUCCUGUUUUUUUUUUUUUUUAGUUUUCAUGCCUGAAAACAGCAGUGUCCAUCAUAGUAUGAUGUUUCAGUGAAGUAUAUUUAAAGUAACUGUGGCUGUGCCAAAUGUACACUUCCAAGUGUCUGUAAUUUCAAUGUCUGGAAGUGUUUACAAGUUUAUGUUGAGUAUUAAAGAUAUAAAUGUGUAAAAAGUCAAACAGGGGCUUGU